AGGCCAUUCCUUACACUCAGUGGCACCUCGCGCUACAUACCUGCUGACAAUUCCAUUCAUCUCUCCUAAACGAAUCAAACAUGCUGAACAUGGAAGUACUAUUAAUGUUAUUGUGAUAGAAGGAGACAAGGUAGAGUAGACCGAUAUAGCAUGCUUAACCAACGCUUUAACAGGUUUCUACUUCACCUCGACACAGCCUGACCUGCCACGGUCCAGCGCUACAAGGAUCUCCAUCACAAUGGCGAGUUAACGCCCUACCCCUAGCAUGUGGGAAACUAGGCUUACCAUAUUAGUGGGGAGACGGCAGUGGCUACGCUGAGCCUCCUCCACCCGGUGCCUCACAAGUGAAUCUCAGUUACAUAUACAGGCCACAUAGCUUGAAUAAAAUAGCAACUCACCAGGCAAUGGACGAAGAACUGUACAAGGAGCGGAGUAUGCAUAGUUAUACCGACUUACAAGUAACGGAUUUUACCCAUAUAUUCAAUUCACCUCCAUGCCACUUUGGGCCAAUACCAAUGUUAUACUCAGUCUUGUCAAUCGUCACAAAACAAAAGGCCGUUAUUACGACUUGAAGGGUUACAUAGACAUCUUCCUCAAAGAGCAGCUGCAGAAACCGCGUGAAACCCCGCACGUACUGCACGUUCUGAAGCAAUGGAUUGAAGAUGCACAGUUUCUUGAAGCCUUUACGAGCAAACUAGACUCUUGCGCAGUUGAAAUUGCAGUGUGGCAUGCUCAGGCUCACCCCCAGUCAAAGAAACAACAGCCAACGUACUCACCAUGUCAGGACCUGCAAGCAUGGAUCUUUAUACAAGACGCCAGGUUUCACGAG
Messenger RNA from Serpula lacrymans var. lacrymans S7.9, 829 nucleotides. RefSeq lists its product as uncharacterized. NCBI's taxonomy places the organism in Eukaryota, Fungi, Basidiomycota, Agaricomycetes, Boletales, Serpulaceae. The annotation marks the transcript as partial. The record is from RefSeq and is a predicted model, not a curated record. The transcript has 2 exons.